Molecule: messenger RNA, 2208 nt
Organism: Trypanosoma conorhini
Lineage: Eukaryota; Euglenozoa; Kinetoplastea; Trypanosomatida; Trypanosomatidae
Product: putative kinesin
Exons: 1
Coding region: 1-2208 (735 amino acids)
Biological process (GO): microtubule-based movement; mitotic spindle organization
Molecular function (GO): microtubule motor activity; ATP binding; microtubule binding
Source: RefSeq, a predicted model, not a curated record
AUGUUGUCCAGCGGCACGACCCCAGUGGAGCGAGCGUCGCGGCAGCCGGAGUCGCCCUCGACGGGCACUGAUGUGGCGAGUCAGAGUCAAACUUCUCUCUUUUCCGCGACCCGGGUGUAUGUGCGCGUUCGCCCCUUCAACCAUCGUGAGAAACAGGAGAGCGCGCAGCCGCUGAUGAGUACGCUGGAGCUUGCCCCUCAAGAAGGCAUAAUCACCGUUUUGGAUCCCUCCAAUAGUUACAGGCCGCAGCUUACCUACGCGUUUGAGCACUGCUUCGAGUCCAAGGCGGCUGAAGAAGAGGACGGCCAGGAGAGCGUGUAUCAACACGUAGGCCGCUCUGUGCUACAUAACGUCAUUGAAGGCUACAACGGCUGCAUCUUCGCCUACGGUCAAACAGGGAGCGGUAAGACGUAUACCAUGCUUGGGCCAGCUGGCCUGGCGGCACUGGAGACUCAGCAAGACGGGCGACGAGGCUCCUCUCGGGUGGGGACGCCGCGUGUGAGCAGAAAUAGAUGCACCCCUGGCACAACCCCGUUGAGGCUUGAAAAGUCACUGGUGCCGUCGGAGACGCCAGUUGACACUGAAAGUGUACUCAUCACUGACGAUAACGCUCAAGCUGUGGAGGGCCUUAUCCCGCGUCUGGCACGUGAUAUUUUUCACUCACUGCAUCGCAAGCACAAAAAGAGUAGUUCACACUCAUUUCGUGUCGAAAUUGAGUACUAUGAAAUUUAUAAUGAAAAAGUGUUUGACCUCCUUGUUAACGAAUCCACCAGUGACAAAACUGAACUGCAGUUGCGGCACCAGCCAACGUGCGGCGCUUAUGUGAAGGGGCUUGUGCGGAAAAAUGUUGUGGAGGAAAAAGACUUGCUGAAGUGGAUCCGACGCGGAAGUGUGGAGCGUCACACGGCCUGCACAAAGGUGAAUGAUCGCAGUAGUCGCAGUCACGCUAUCUUUUGCCUUCACAUUGCGCAGCUAACGUUGGACGAGAAUGACAACGGCGGUCGUGUCAGCAGCAAGUUGAACCUCGUGGACCUCGCCGGCUCCGAGCGCACGGGCGCCAGCGGGGUGGAGGGGAAGCUGUUCAGGGAGGCAACCAAGAUUAACCUCUCCCUCACCGUCCUCGGACGCGUCAUUGACGCGCUCGCGGACCUUUCCACUGGGAAACACGGCAUUUUCUGCCCCUACCGCGACUCCAACCUCACGUGGCUGCUGAUGGAUUCGCUUGGAGGAAACAGCAAGACCUCCAUGGUGGCAACCGUCUCCCCGAACCCCCUGCAUUACGAGGAAACGUGCCAAACGCUACGCUACGCUGCACGCGCCAAACAAAUCGUCAACAGAGCCAUAGUUAAUGAGGACCCACAAGUGCGCCAGAUAAAGACAUUGACGGCUGAGCUGGCACGACUUCGGCGUCUCUUGUGUGAGCGGCCGCAGCUUGAACACCGCAAUGAAGGCGUGGAGCGGCUUCAAGACCGAGUCCUGCAACUGGAGCAGGAAGUUGCGGACCGCGACUUUACCAUUGAUGAGCUCCGAUCCCAGCUGCUGGAAAAGAAUGUUGCGGAGCUGAAAAGUCUCGAGGAUGAAAACAGACGCCUGCAUCAUGAGGUGAAGGAGUUUAGGCACACCAACAUGACGGUGCAACGACUCCAGAACGAACUCAGUGCGGCCACCAAAGAAACUGAGCAGCUUCGUGCCCAGCUGGCGGUACUGGAGAAGGAGAAAAAGGAGCAGAUGAUGUCUCGUUUGGUUGUUCCCUCUGCCAACUCACCGAUGAAGGGCGCGGCAGGAGAGGCUACGGGCGGCCCGCAGGCGCAACUGGGAUAUUUCACUUUGCAAGCCUUAAACCGUCUUGGGAUUGGCAUUGAGGGAGGCAACUACGCACGUCUCAUCGAUGCCGUGACACGCUGCGCUCUACAAGCAACGCAGCAGUAUAAGGACAUGCUGCAGAAGAACGCCGCGCUGAUCGACUCCCAUAGCUGGGCCUUGCGGGAGAGCCUGCAAAAGUUGGAGAGCAAGGAGCGGGCAGUUCUCAGCGCCACCGGGGAAAAACUUGUCGCAGCGUUUGAAAGGGCCAGUGCCAAACAAGGAAAGCGAACUGAGAUGCAACUGGAGCGGGCAACGUCGUCCUCGCCGCCAAAAAAAAGAAGGAGAAGUCAGCCGCGCAGUACGAGGAGGAAAUACAACAGAGUCAGAAAGAGCUUGCAAAGGUGA